CACGCCCUGGUUCAGACGCAGAGGCGCAGACGCCGGCAGUCACUCCAGACGGCCACAUCCUCCCUCUCUCUCUCCCUCUCUCUCUUUCUCUCCUGAUAAAUAACCAGCUGCUUUGUGAAUCAGACGCAAAAAUGUCCGACAAGCCCGACCUCACCGAGAUCGCCAGGUUUGAUAAAACCAAGCUGAAGAAAACCGAGACAAAGGAGAAGAACCCUCUGCCCACCAAAGAGACUAUUGAGCAGGAGAGGAAAGGAGAUGCCAGCCCCUGACCCGAUGGAGAGAAGUGAAGCCAAGCACAACAGACGUUCCUCUGAUGGCACUUUAAACCGACCCCUAUCUACAUUUCCUAUUUCUGUUUAAAGGGUGCUACUGCCCCGAGUAAAGCAUGGUUACUGAGGUGCUGGGAGUCACUGGGGCCUAAGACUGGGAGAACAAGUCAUAUGGGGUGGAAUAAGGGAAUAAGACAGGGUCCAAUCCUGGAUCUUUUACCAAAUUCUGUUCAGUGCAAUGGGGCAUUUUCUUAAUUUUUUAAAAAUGUUUCUUCAUGAAAUAAAGACAAAUGUGAUCAUGCACAGCUCUA
Molecule: messenger RNA, 580 nt
Organism: Astyanax mexicanus (Mexican tetra)
Lineage: Eukaryota; Metazoa; Chordata; Actinopteri; Characiformes; Acestrorhamphidae
Gene: tmsb2
Product: thymosin beta 2
Exons: 3
Coding region: 132-269 (45 amino acids)
Biological process (GO): regulation of cell migration; actin filament organization
Cellular component (GO): cytoplasm
Molecular function (GO): actin monomer binding
Source: RefSeq, a predicted model, not a curated record